AUGGCGGCUAAGUUUACAUCUGAGUCACGGCGUAGGUUAGCACUUGUGAUUGGUAUCGGUGAUUAUGAAAAUGUCCGAAAAUUACAAAAUCCUCAAAAUGAUGCGAAAGCAUUAUCAUCUCUCUUACAACGUAUCCGCUUUACUAUUGCUGAUCAACACUUGGAUCAAACACGCAAUCAGUUGCAACAUGUUCUUGUGGAUUUUGAAGACUCAAUACAAUCUAACGAUAUAGUCCUGUUUUAUUUUGCUGGACAUGGGAUACAAUGGGAAGAUCAAAACUAUUUGCUGCCAAAAGACUUUCCAGACAUGGAUGCAGUAGAUGAAAAGAAAAAAGCUGAGUUUUUAAAAAAGAAUGCCAUUAAUGCACAAGAUAUUCUUAACACAUUAAGUGAUAGAAAACCAUAUGUUACCAUUUUUCUGUUGGAUUGCUCUAGACAAUAUUUCUUAAGGACCACUGAUAUAAACAGAGGUGCUUUAAACGCAAACGAAUAUCAAUCAGUUGGACUGACAGCGAUGCACAAAGCAGGCUCUUUGAUUGCUUUUGCUUGUGCACCUGGUGCAUUAGUCGACGAUAAACCUGAAGAAAAAAAUAGUUUAUUUAUGAAACAUCUUUUGAAACAUCUUCCAACUCUGAAUGAAGACAUUGUAAAUACACUGCGAAAUGUGACUCGUGGAGUGAUGCAGGAUUCUAAUUCAAAACAAAUUCCAUUUAUCAGUGUUCAAUUAAGACAUAACAAUAUAUACAUGUGUGAGCAAACUGACGACUUUUCAACAGCGGCCAUUAUUGGCACAACUAAUCCAACACGAGAGAUACGUUCAAACAGCUCAUCUCAAAUCGAUACAUCUUCAGCAGCUACUGACACUGCUGGAAACACUGGAAUAGGCUCAUUUACCAAAAAGGUGAGAAAAAUAUCAUUUUAGAAAGUAAGUCUUAAUCAAAUAUAACAUCUUUUCAGAUAUCACGCAUUAAAAUUAAUACUUCUAUAAGCAAAAGUAAGGUUUCGUAUCAUUAUUUCGCUGCCUUGAGAAUUAUUGGAAUAAUAUCACUAUCAUUGUGCAGACCUGCUAUUCUCACAACUAAAACUUUUAGAUAAUAUAAUCUCUUAUCGAAUUAUUCUUCUUAUU
Messenger RNA from Rotaria socialis, 1125 nucleotides. NCBI's taxonomy places the organism in Eukaryota, Metazoa, Rotifera, Eurotatoria, Philodinida, Philodinidae. The record is from the annotation of a GenBank genome assembly.